AUGUGCUACGACCGCUAUGUGUCCGUCUGCAAACCCCUGCACUACGGGACCCUCCUGGGCAGCAGAGCUUGUGCCCACAUGGCAGCAGCUGCCUGGGCCUGUGCCUUUCUCAAUGCUCUGCUGCACAUAGUCAAUACAUUUUCCCUGCCCCUAUGCAAUGGCAAUGCCCUGGGCCAGUUCUUCUGUGAAAUCCCUCAGAUCCUCAAGCUCUCCUGCUCACACUCCAAACUCAGGGAACUUUGGCUCAUUGUGCUAAGUGCUCUUCUAUAUUUUGGUUGUUUUGUGUUCAUUGUUUUCUCCUAUGUGCAGAUCUUCAGGGCUGUGCUGAGGAUCCCCUCUGAGCAGGGACGGCACAAAGCCUUUUCCACCUGCCUCCCUCACCUGGCCAUGGUCUCCCUGUUUGUCAGCACUGGCUUUUUAGUCUACUUGAAGCCCCCCUCUAUCUCCUCCCCGUCCCUGGAUCUGGCCCUGUCAGUUCUGUACUCGGUGGUGCCUCCAGCCCUGAACCCCCUCAUCUACAGCCUGAGGAACCCGGAGCUCAAGGAUGCCCUGGGAAAACUGGUGACUGCAACUUCAGAAGCAAGAAAUUCUCUUUUCUGCUACAGAACCUUCAGAAUAUAA
Molecule: messenger RNA, 621 nt
Organism: Zonotrichia albicollis (white-throated sparrow)
Lineage: Eukaryota; Metazoa; Chordata; Aves; Passeriformes; Passerellidae
Product: olfactory receptor 14A16-like
Biological process (GO): G protein-coupled receptor signaling pathway
Cellular component (GO): membrane
Molecular function (GO): G protein-coupled receptor activity; olfactory receptor activity
Source: RefSeq, a predicted model, not a curated record